Messenger RNA from Pseudogymnoascus verrucosus, 1036 nucleotides. It is a transcript of the gene YUH1, whose product is annotated as ubiquitinyl hydrolase 1. The transcript has 3 exons. Bases 198 to 1016 code for a protein of 272 amino acids. NCBI's taxonomy places the organism in Eukaryota, Fungi, Ascomycota, Leotiomycetes, Thelebolales, Thelebolaceae. The record is from RefSeq and is a predicted model, not a curated record. Gene Ontology annotation, biological process: ubiquitin-dependent protein catabolic process; protein deubiquitination. Gene Ontology annotation, molecular function: cysteine-type deubiquitinase activity. Gene Ontology annotation, cellular component: cytoplasm.
ACCCAAUCCAUCCACCCAGGCAGACAGACAGCUUCGUCAAGCUACCAAAAAACAAAUUCACUCACGAACAACAACCGAUUUGAACAAUUUCCAUCUCACAACAUCAUCAUCUCAAGACGGAACGAUCUCUCCAUACGAGCAAUACUUCUCAUCCAUCCACCCUAUCACCCACACCCACACACAUAAACACCGCGACAAUGCCAGACACAACACCCACCAUCGUCACGCCCGCGACGGCCACCUCACCAGCUACGGAAAUGAAACGGAAGACUUUCGUUCCGCUUGAAAACAACCCCCAAAUAAUGACCACCCUCCUCCACUCCCUCGGCCUCUCCCCCUCCCUCGCCCUGCACGACGUCUUUUCCCUGACCGACCCCUCUCUCCUCGCUUUCGUCCCGCGCCCCGCCUCCGCUCUCCUCCUCGUCUUCCCAGUGAGUGAGGGGUAUGAGAAGUAUAGGAGAGAGGAGGACGAGGGGUUGAGUGAGUAUACUGGGAAGGGGUUUGCUAUUGAUGCUGGGGAGGGGAAGUUGGGUGAAGAGGAGGGAGGGAAUGAGGGGGGGGUAUUGUGGUUUAGGCAGACUAUUAGGAAUAGUUGUGGGUUGAUGGCGUUGUUGCAUGCGGCGGGGAAUGGGAGUGCUAGGGAGUUCGUUGACCCAGACUCAACACUCGGCCAACUCCUCAAAGACGCCACGCCCCUCCCCCCCACCGAGCGCGCGGAUUUACUCUACAACUCCCCCUCCCUCGAAGCCGCCCACUCCGCCUCCGCACAACAAGGCGACACCGCCGCCCCACCCGCAGACGACAUCGUAGAACUCCACUUCGUGACCUUCGUCGUCGUGAAUGGCAAACUAUGGGAACUAGAUGGGAGGAGGAAGGGACCGAUUUGUAGGGGGGAAGUGGGAGAUGAGGAUGUCCUUGGGGAGAAGGCCCUCGAGAUGGGACCGAGGAGGUUUGUGGGGAGGGAGGAGGGGGAGUUGAGGUUUAGUGUUGUUGCGUUGGGGCCGGGGUUGGAUUAGGUGUAGGUUGGGGGUUUGGG